GAGUUUUUAGGAACUCAAGUGCUACUUUCAUCCAGGGAAACAGUAAGCUUUGUGGAGGCUCACCUGACUUCCACUUGCCUAGAUGUAAAAUGUCGUCGAGGAGUAGAACCAGCUUGCCAAAAAUAAUAAUUGUUAUUGUUUCUGGAAUUAUAGGAGUAACAUUGGCCUUCUCCUUGCUUGUUCUAGUUUGGUUUAGGAAGAAAAGAAAGCAGCCUACAGCUAACUAUUUGGAAAAUUCACCUUUACAGUUAUCUUACCAAAGCAUCCUAAAAGCUACCGACGGAUUUUCAUCAGCAAAUUUGGUAGGUGUCGGUAGCUUUGGCUCUGUAUAUAAGGGAAUUCUCGAAGACAAUGGAACACUUCUUGCUGUCAAGGUGCUUAAUCGUUUGAGCCACAGAGCAUCCAAGAGUUUCAUACGCGAAUGUGAGGCCCUGAGGAAAGUAAGACAUAGAAAUCUUGUCAAGAUCUUAAUUGCCUGCUCGAGUGUUGAUUAUCAAGGCAAUGAUUUUAAGGCUCUUGUUUAUGAGUUCAUGGUCCAUGGAAGCCUAGAAGAUUGGCUGCAUCCAUCUGUUGGCACGAACAUGGCAGAGGAGCCACCAAAGAAGUUGGAGUUUUCUCAGAGAUUGAAUGUUGCUGUUGAUGUUGCUUGCGCAUUGGAGUAUCUUCAUCAUCAUUGUGAAACAUCAAUUGUUCAUUGUGACCUCAAACCAAGCAAUAUUCUACUUGAUGAUGAAAUGGUUGGCCAUCUAGGUGACUUUGGAUUAGCAAAAUUCAUGUCAGCUGAUGCGCAAAAUUACUCUACAAGCCUAUCAAGCUCAUUAAGAGGAACUAUUGGUUAUGUUGCACCAGAAUAUGGCUUGGGAAAUAAGGUAUCUACCUAUAGUGAUGUGUACAGCUAUGGCAUCCUUUUGUUGGAGAUGUUUACUGGGAAGAGGCCGACCGAUGAAAUGUUAAAAGAGGAUUUGAACCUCCACAACUAAUUUAAGGUGGCUUUACCGGAAAGAGUGGCUGAGAUUACAGAUCCCAUUCUUCUUCAAGAAAUAGUCA
Molecule: messenger RNA, 1047 nt
Organism: Durio zibethinus
Lineage: Eukaryota; Viridiplantae; Streptophyta; Magnoliopsida; Malvales; Malvaceae
Product: putative LRR receptor-like serine/threonine-protein kinase At3g47570
Biological process (GO): protein phosphorylation
Cellular component (GO): membrane
Molecular function (GO): protein kinase activity; ATP binding
Source: RefSeq, a predicted model, not a curated record